Colletotrichum scovillei is the source of this 1980-nucleotide messenger RNA. RefSeq names its product 3'-5' exonuclease. Gene Ontology annotation, biological process: nucleobase-containing compound metabolic process. Gene Ontology annotation, cellular component: nucleus; cytoplasm. NCBI's taxonomy places the organism in Eukaryota, Fungi, Ascomycota, Sordariomycetes, Glomerellales, Glomerellaceae. The transcript is spliced from 3 exons. The record is from RefSeq and is a predicted model, not a curated record. Bases 56 to 1858 code for a protein of 600 amino acids. Gene Ontology annotation, molecular function: 3'-5' exonuclease activity; nucleic acid binding.
CCAACACCUACGACGCGUCUGCCUGAAGAAUACCGUUCUUCACCUUGUCGCGCCAAUGCCCGGUGGCAAAUAUGGCGCUUCACUCCCCCCUCAGAUGCACCCGCGAGUAGCGGUGAUGAGCUUCCCUAGACGCAGCAGUUCUAUUCUAUAUAAUCAUCGACUUUUGCCGAGGUCGGUGCUGGUCCAAACGCGUUUCAAAUCAACAAUGUAUCCUUCUUCCUACGCCAGACUAUGGAACCCAAUACGAGGCAUCGUCUUUGGCCAAGCGAGUCAGAACGAGACGUCCCAUCCUCGAGUGGACAUGCUGCGUUCUCUCCACACCACGACGCCAGGAAACAGCCAGCCCUCAGUCGCGACGAAGUCGAGUAACGAGAUUAUCGACUCUGACAGCGAUGACCUGCCUUUCUACACCGCUCCGGAGUACCAGCCCGCGCUAGACAACGUUCCCACUGCCCAGACGCUCCAAGCAGAGACCGAAGGGGGUCCGAAGGAGGCUAAGGCCGAGGCCGAGACGAAGGCGGCUACAGAGCCAGCAGAUCUCCCGCAGACAGACUUGGAUUUCAAGAUCCCUCUGCCGACAUUUCGGAAAGCCCAAGCUGCAAAAGAGAACACGGGGGACUCGUUCUGGUCUUACACACUCUUUCGAGGACCCCCGGUAGACGGGGUCGAGCAAAAAGUCAAAGUGCACUACUGCAAGACCAAACACACCAUGGAGAGAGUGUGUCAAUACUUUGUGAAUGAUUCGGUGCUUGGGUUCGACCUCGAGUGGUUCCCGGAUGCGAAGAAGACCUCGGGUCCGAAGAAGAAUGUCUCCUUGAUCCAGGUCGCCAACGAGAGUCGGAUCGCUUUGUUUCACAUUGCUUUGUUUCCCACCGACGACUUUGUCGCUCCAACAUUCCGGAAGAUCAUGGAGGACUCGGACGUGCGAAAGGUCGGCGUGAACAUCAAGGGCGACUGUACGCGGAUACGAAACCAUCUGCAGGUCGAUACGAGGGGAGUCUUCGAGUUGAGCCACUUGUAUAAGCUUGUGAAGUACUCAGCAAGUGGUGAAGUGAGACUGAUCAACAGGAGGCCUGCACCUCUGGCUACAAUGGUCAAGGAACACCUUGGUCUUCCCAUGUUCAAGGGGCAGGAUGUCCGGUCGAGUGACUGGUCCCAGUCCCUGAACAUGGACCAGCUCAUGUACUCUGCUUCAGAUGCUUAUGCCGGUUUUCAACUAUUCCAUGUUCUCAAUGGGAAGCGCAAGAGCCUCGAUCCAACUCCGCCGCUCCCAUAUAAUGCUGAGCUCGGCCUGAGCAUCCGGCUCGCAGACGGGGUCACCCUUCCAAUGGCAGAAGAGAAUACUGAACCUCUAGAGGCUGACCCGCGCAACAUCUCAGCACCUCUGUCGGCCUCGGAGUGCCAGGCAAUCAGAGACAGUCUCGAAGUUGAAGCAGAUGGCGAGGGUCAAUCAAUCGCCGAGAGCGUGAGAGCCGCCAAACCGGCUGCUCAGACCCAGAAGCGCCAGAAGGACGCCAGGGUCGUUGCUGCCGAUGAGAAGCUGGCCAGCUACCGGGCCACAAUCAAAUCCCUCCGCGCCUCACCUUCCGCCGUACGAUCCUACUUCAUCUGGAACGAUAACGAGGACCUCACGCCCGAGGCCGUUGCCAAGGUCCUCCGAGACCCGCCGCUCCAGACGAACACGGUGGUGAGCUACAUUCUGGAGGCUCUCAAGUUGGAAAAGCUGCCGUUUGAUAAGAAGCGGCUGCGAAACGAGAUUCUGCACACGCUGCCGAAGGAGGUUCUGCAAGGCAGGUACAAAGCUUUGAUGUUGGAGGCUCAUAAGCCCGAUACUGGGGCCCCUUCUCUGGUUGCGUGAAAUGAUGCGCAGCUACGUACACGAAGAGGAUGCAUGACGAGUCCACGAACCAAGAAAAAUACGUUGUGCAGUUCAGCAUUGGAUUCAUGCAUAAUAGAGAUACCCGCAUUGGUUACAUUUCA